UUGGCUCGUCAGCGCCGGAUGCUCUCCCUUCAGGAUGACUUGAGUGCUUGGCUACGGUCUGUGGGCUGUCAGGGCGAUGUGGCCAUGGAGAACUUAGAUCCUGCCAGCAUCGAGACCCAGCAGGCGGUGGUUUCAGAGAUCUUCAGGUUCGCAGCGGUGCAGGAGAAGGACCUGACUUUGGGGCUGCUGUUGAAGGCUUAUGACGUGACCGUCGAGAAGCAUGGGAUUCAUGCCACUGACGUGGUCGGCAUUCAGAUCUAUCGCUCCCUCCUUCAGUGGGGCAGGAAGGGCAAGGGCACAAGCAAUGUGCCCAACGUACCCAACGUGCCCAACGUGCCCAACGUGCCCAACGUGCCCAACGUGCCCAACGCGAUUGCGCCCAAUGCGUCUCCCAACGCUUUCUCGGAAAGGAUGCCCUUGGCUCCGCUUCGGGAUCCGCACAGCCCGAGCCAGCCUCAGCCUAGCGCAAGAGAUUCAGAGUGGACGGCCAUCCGAGAGCCCAAUCUCAAAGAGGUCCAGGUACAAAUGUCGCAGCCACAAGAAAAGGUGCCACAGUGGCUGCCGCCGCAGCAACUGGCGCACCUCUCGCCUCGGCAGUUGCAACAGCUGCGACAGGUGCAGACGCCGCGACUGGUGCCACAAGAGCCCCAGGGUCCUCAGGGUCAGUUUGCUCCGCACCUCCACUUCGAGCCUUUGAUAGCGAGGGAUGCGCCCUCCGUCCCGAGCGAGGCGGAGCUUCCAGGAGGUCAUGCCAGGGCACGAGUCUCGACAUUGCCAUUCGGGAAGGCGGAAGCUGCAGAAUCUGAGCGUCUUCAGGACAAGUUCCUGCAGGUCUCGAACCUGAAAUUUCAGCGAGUGCAAGCACAGGCUUUUCAACACUGGCAGCACAGGUGGUCAGCGCUCACUCAGCAUCGGCGGCAGCUGCGUGUUUUCGAGCUGGAGUGCUGGCAUCGAAGCUGCAAUAGGGCGAUGACUGCUUGGCGUAUUGUCCAACAACGGGAGGUUACAGCACAAAGACUGCACAAAGCCACGGGAGUGCGCCUCUCGCAAUUUAUUUUCCAGGUUUGGAAGACACAGUGGCAGGGCGAGCAAAAGGAGUCGUUUCUCCUUCGGCUUUCGGAUCUUUUCCUGCGGAAGCGAGGAUUGAAGUGUGGUGUCCAAGCCCUGCACCGGAAUGUCUUUUGCCAGUCUCGCCUUCGCAAGCGGCGCAAGGUGCAGCAGUCAGUGUGGCAGGAGCAAAUCCGCCUGCUGCAGGCUUGCUGGUCUGCCUGGGUGAGACAUGCCGAGCACCGCCGUUUGAUGAAGCUGUACCAGAGCUGGGCAGACGUGCACUGGCUGCGCACUCGGCUGGGGGCUGCUUGGCAAGCAUGGCUGGCCUGGUACCGCAAGCGAGGGAAGGUGGUUGCCAUGUGCAGCGGUCCGCAGCUGUUGGCAGCGUGGCGCUGGCUGCGUGUGCACGCAGCGGCGCAUUUAAGGCCAAGCAGGUCGGGUCUUCUCCUGGGUCAUUCCGACGUGCCAGGUCGGGAUGAAGCUCAGCACACAGCACGAGGGCACGCAACUGCUCCAGCCGUACCUGCUCCUUGGUGGCACGCGGCUGCCACCGAGCUCCUCUUUGGAUCAGCUCCCUUCAAAGCGCACCCACACCACAUGAAGGCGAUGCGAGAGGGCCUUCUUGUGGUCUUUGCGAGCACCCUGCUGAAGAAGAUGAUGGCCGCCUGGAUGUGCGAGGUUGGCGCGAUUCGAGAGAUGACGCAGCGAACCAAGCUGAAGGUGAAGCAUAGAAACUUAGAAGCCUGGAAGGAGCAAGCUGCAAAGCAUCGACAUCUGCAUGAACGGUCGCUGCAGGUCUCGAACCUGAGAUGUCAGCGAACGCAAGUACGGGCUCUUCAACACUGGCAGCACAGGUGGGCAGCACUGACCCAGCAUCGGCGGCAGCUCUGUGAUUUUGACGUGGCAUGCUGGCAUCGAAGCUGCAGGAGGGCGAUGACAGCUUGGCUUGUCGUCCGACGACGAGAGGCCACGGCCCGAAGCCUGCAAAAAGCAACCGGACUGCGCGUCUCGCAUCUUGUCUUCCAGGUUUGGGUGACUCAGUGGCAGCGCGAGCGGAAGGAAUCGGUUCUCCUCCGGCUUUCAGCACUUUUCCUGCGGAAGCGAGGAUUGAAGUGUGGUGUCCACGCCCUGCACCGGAAUGUGUCCUGCCAGCUUCGCCUGCGCAAGCUUCGCAAGGCAAGGGCCUGCUCGCGCGACAUUUGGGCGGCAAAGUGUCGAGGUAUCUUUGAGGCUUGCUGGUCUGCCUGGGUGAGACAUGCCGAGCACCGCCGUUUGAUGAAGCUGUACCAGAGCUGGGCAGACGUGCACUGGCUGCGCACUCGGCUGGGGGCUGCUUGGCAAGCAUGGCUGGCCUGGUACCGCAAGCGAGGGAAGGUGGUUGCCAUGUGCAGCGGUCCGCAGCUGUUGGCAGCGUGGCGCUGGCUGCGCGUGCACGCAGCGGCGCAUUUAAGGCCAAGCAGGUCGGGUCUUCUCCUGGGUCAUUCCGACGUGCCAGGUCGGGAUGAAGCUCAGCACACAGCACGAGGGCACACAACUGCUCCAGCCGUACCUGCUCCUUGGUGGCACGCGGCUGCCACCGAGCUCCUCUUUGGAUCAGCUCCCUUCGAAGCGCACCCACACCACAUGAAGGCGAUGCGAGAGGGCCUUCUUGUGGUCUUUGCGAGCACCCUGCUGAAGAAGAUGAUGGCCGCCUGGAUGUGCGAGGCUCGGGCGAUGCGAGAGAUGCUGCAGCACGCAAAGCUGAAGGCAAAGCAAAGGAGCCUUGGAGCCUGGAAGGAGAGAAUUGCCAAAUGCCGACGUCUCCGUUCAAAGUCACUGCAGGUCUCAAAUCGGACACGUCAGCGAAUGCAAGCGCGGGCUCUUGACCACUGGCAGCACAGGUUGUCAGCAUUGACUCAGCAUCGGCGGCGCCUGCGUGAUUUCGAUGUGGAAUGCUGGCAUCGAAGCUGCAGGAGGGCGAUGACAGCUUGGCUUGUCGUCCGACGACGAGAGGCCACGGCCCGAAGCCUGCAAAAAGCAACCGGACUGCGCGUCUCGCAUCUUGUCUUCCAGGUUUGGGUGACUCAGUGGCAGCGCGAGCGGAAGGAAUCGGUUCUCCUCCGGCUUUCAGCACUUUUCCUGCGGAAGCGAGGAUUGAAGUGUGGUGUCCACGCCCUGCACCGGAAUGUGUCCUGCCAGCUUCGCCUGCGCAAGCUUCGCAAGGUGCAGCAGUCAGUGUGGCAGGAGCAAAUCCGCCUGCUGCAGGCUUGCUGGUCUGCCUGGGUGAGACAUGCCGAGCACCGCCGUUUGAUGAAGCUGUACCAGAGCUGGGCAGACGUGCACUGGCUGCGCACUCGGCUGGGGGCUGCUUGGCAAGCAUGGCUGGCCUGGUACCGCAAGCGAGGGAAGGUGGUUGCCAUGUGCAGCGGUCCGCAGCUGUUGGCAGCGUGGCGCUGGCUGCGUGUGCACGCAGCGGCGCAUUUAAGGCCAAGCAGGUCGGGUCUUCUCCUGGGUCAUUCCGACGUGCCAGGUCGGGAUGAAGCUCAGCACACAGCACGAGGGCACACAACUGCUCCAGCCGUACCUGCUCCUUGGUGGCACGCGGCUGCCACCGAGCUCCUCUUUGGAUCAGCUCCCUUCGAAGCGCACCCACACCACAUGAAGGCCAUGCGUGAGGGCCUCCUCGUGAUCUUUGCGAGCGCUCUGCUGAAGAAGAUGAUGGGUGCCUGGAUGAGGAAGGCUCGGGCGAUGCGAGAGAUGCUGCAGCAAGCAAAGUUGAAGGCAAAGCAAAGGAGCCUUGGAGCCUGGAAGGAGGGAGCUGCAAAAUGCCGACGUCUCCGUUCAAAGUCUCUGCAGGUCUCAAACCGUAGACAGUCUCAAGUGCAAGUGCGCGCACUUCAGCACUGGCAGCACAGGUGGUCAGCACGAACUCAGCAUCGGCGGCAGCUGCGGGAUUUUGAUGUGACGUGCUGGCAUCGUUGCUGCAGGAGGGCGAUGACAGCCUGGCAUGUUGUCCGGCGGCAAGAGGUUACGGCCCGAAGAAUGAAGAAAGCCACCGGCCUGCGCCGCUCACAUCUUGUCUUCCAGGUUUGGGUGAUGCAGUGGCAGCACGAACGCAAGGAGGCGCUCUUGCUGCGCCGCUCGCUGCAACUGCAUCGGAAGUUUUGUUAUCUUCGGGCCUUUCAGGCCUGGGUGGCGCAGCACCGUCGCAACAGGAAGGAGAGGGGUCUUCAACGGCUUACGCUCUUCCCGCGCAAGCAAGGCCUGAAGCAGGGCAUCCGAGCACUGCACCGCAAUGUCCAGCUUCAUCACCGCGAGUGUGCCUUGGCGAAGGUGCAGCAGGGCACCAGGCAGGCGGACCGCCGGCUUCUGGAGGUUUGCUGGGCAGCGCUGCAGAGACAUCUGGAGCAGCGCCAGCUGAUGAUUCUGUACCUGAGCUGGGCGGAUGAGAAUAGGUUGAGGGCGCGACUGGGGGCUGCCUUCCAAGCAUGGCUUGCCUGGCGCCACAAGCGCAAGGUGGUGGCCAUGAGCAACGCGGCGCAGCUGUGGGCAGCAUGGCGUUGGCUGCGGCACAGGCGCCGAUCUCAGCCGGGUCAUGAUACACGUCUUGGAUUGAAGCAGCCCACUUCGCUUGCUCCCGUACCUGCUCCUUGGUGGCACGCAGCUGCGACUGAGCUCCUCUUUGGAUCAGCCCCGUUCGCAGCGCACCCGCACCACAUGAAGGCGAUGCGGGAGGGCCUUCUUGUGGUCUUUGCGAGCACCCUGCUCAAGAAGAUGAUGGAGGCCUGGAUGCGCGAGGCUCGUGCAAUGCGAGAGAUGCUGCAGCAAGCAAAGCUGAAGGCAAAGCAAAGGAGCCUUGGAGCCUGGAAGGAGGGAAUUGCCAAGUGUCUACAUCUCCGUUCAAAGUCUCUGCAGGUCUCAAACCGUAGACAGUCUCAAGUGCAAGUACGCGCACUUGAGCACUGGCAGCACAGGUGGUCAGCACGAACUCAGCAUCGGCAGCAGCUGCGGGAUUUUGAUGUGACGUGCUGGCAACGUUGCUGCAGGAGGAGCCUUGGAGCCUGGAAGGAGGGAAUUGCCAAGUGUCUACGUCUCCGUUCAAAGUCUCUGCAGGUCUCAAACCGUAGACAGUUUCAAGUGCAAGUGCGCGCACUUGAGCACUGGCAGCACAGGUGGUCAGCACGAACUCAGCAUCGGCAGCAGCUGCGGGAUUUUGAUGUGACGUGCUGGCAACGUUGCUGCAGGAGGAGCCUUGGAGCCUGGAAGGAGGGAAUUGCCAAGUGUCUACGUCUCCGUUCAAAGUCUCUGCAGGUCUCAAACCGUAGACAGUUUCAAGUGCAAGUACGCGCACUUGAGCACUGGCAGCACAGGUGGUCAGCACGAACUCAGCAUCGGCGGCAGCUGCGGGAUUUUGAUGUGGCGUGCGGGCAUCGUUGCUGCAGGAGGGCGAUGACAGCCUGGCAUGUUGUCCGGCGGCAAGAGGAGACUGCGCGCGCUGCGCAGCUACGCAAGGUCUUUGCUUGCUGGCGACUGGCUGCCCGCGAGCAGCAGCUGCUGGAAAAGUACUUGCAUGAAUGCGCCGCAAUCAACAUCCAGGGGAAGUCGACCAAGUCCACUGUGGAGGCCUCGGAUCUGGAGCAGCUCUACCGGGAAAUGGCCGAGUAUCGCUGGAACGUGGAUUUGUGGGAUCUCUCCGACUGA
Molecule: messenger RNA, 5730 nt
Organism: Effrenium voratum
Lineage: Eukaryota; Dinophyceae; Suessiales; Symbiodiniaceae
Source: the annotation of a GenBank genome assembly